CUCUUCCACAGCGAGCACAGCAGCCUCUGCCCCUCGCCCGUCACCUCGCCCAGCGCCCAGCGCAAAGCCAAGCUCAACGGCGAGAGCGGCCGGCGGACACCCUCUGACCUCGGCGCAGCCCUGAUGCACCCCGGCCGCUACUUCAGCGGCGGCGAGAGCGACACGUGCUCCUCAGCAGAGUCCUCACCCUUCGGCUCCCCGCUGCUCUCCCGCUCCGUCUCCCUGCUGAAGCUCUUCAGCCAGGAGAGCCAGUCCAAGGUCAUCAAGCUGAAGCAUUCGGUGGCCCGCAACAGCUCGCUGUCCACUGACGACAGCUCGGCUGACACCAGUCCCAGUGCCCAGCGCCGCGCCAGGAGCGCCCCGGCCGGGACGCAUCCUCCCACCGCCCUGCUGCCCCUGGACCUGCCCGCGGGCCGUGACCGGGAGCACAGCCUGCGGCUGAGCCGGGGCGGGAGCCUGCGCCUGGCUGCCGAGUACGACCCCUCCAACGCCCGCCUGCGUGUGCGCCUUGUCUCCGCCGAGGACCUCUACGAUGCCCUCGUCGACCUGCGCAGCAUCAACUGCUGCGUCUCGCUGUGCCUCAACCCUGGGAAGCUGCAGAAGCAGCGCAGCACCAUUGUCAAGAACAGCCGCAACCCUGUCUUCAACGAGGACUUCUUCUUCGAUGGGCUGGGCCCCGGCCACGCCAGGAAGAUGUCCCUGAAGCUCAAGGUGGUCAACAAGGGCAGCAGCCUUAAGCGGGACACGCUGCUGGGGGAGAAGGAGCUGCCACUCACCGCCCUCCUGUCCUGCCUGUAGGUACCUGCUACCAGCCCCGGAGGGAGCCCUCCCACCUGUGGGGCCGGGGCGAGGCAGGGAGGCCGGCUCUGUCCCCCGGCCCCGCUGGAGGAGGGUUUGGAAGGGCCUCCUGAGGAGGGCGGGGGUUGUGGCAGAGUGUGGGGGUCCCCAGGAAUGGUGCUGCUGUGGGGCUCUGCCGACACCAGCUGGUAGCCACAGCCUCUGCCUCUGCUCCCUCCCUGGUCCUGCCCUGGGGCUGCAUCUCCUGGAGCCCAGCAGAAAGUGGGGAGCUUCCAGUCCAUUCCUCACCAGGAAGGAUGGAAGCACCUGUUGGACUCUUCCCUCCCUGUGCCUGUGGUCUCCAGCUGCCACCAAGCAGACUGGAGGUGGGUAAAUCUCUGUAGCACACUUACAGCCACCUCUCAAAGCCCCAGUGCCUGUAGUCAGGCAACAGCUUUAAUUUAAAAGACAAGUUUCUAGUCUUGGAAACUGCAAUGAAAAUACUGCAGAGGUGACCCAAGAGUGGGCCAAGGGCGGUCACCCUGGGAGAUGAGUCAGGUUUGUGGCUUUUGAGCCUUUCCUGGACUCGUCCCAGCCCUGGGAGGCUGCAAGGUUGGCUUGGUCUGACAUCUGCAGCCUCCUGGGCUGCCUGCCCUGCCCACCUUAGCACUGUCCCCCACUGCUGACCCCCAGUGGGAGACUGCUCAUGGAGCUUUGGGGGCUUUGAUUUGCCCAAAUCCAGAAGGCUGCCUGUGCCUUUCCCCUGCCCACGGGAGGGAGAUGCUGGGUGCUGGCACCCCUUGCCCUGGGCACACGGAUGGUUCCAGGCAGUGUCCCAGCAGAUCUGUUUGCUGACAAAUGCUGAGGUGACAGGAGCAGCCCUCACUGAGUGCUGGGGCCAUCCCAGACUGGGCAGGGGGGCAGCCUGAGCCUUCACAACCCUCCACCCUCCCUUGCUUAUGAGGGCUGAGAAUCUUUCAAGUGGCUGCACCCACUGGGCAGGAGAGAUGUGUCCUGUGGGGCCACCAAGCUCCUGUGCCCAGCAGGAUCUGGCUUCCCAAAGUGACUGACCUGGCUUCCAGCUUUCCUUUGGGGAGGGAGCAAGGUGCUCCCAACCCUUCCCAUCCCACCCUGUCAUCCUGGCUGACUGGCUGGGGACAGUGGGAGUGGGGAGUGCCGGGGCACUUCUGCGGGUGGAUAAAACACGCUGCGUUGUUGUUUGGUGUGGUGUCACCCAUUGUGUCGGGCUCUGCAUGUUUCUGUGCAGGGAGCAGGAUUUGCAGCGCUCCCGUCCCCGCCUGUUGCAGCACGCGUGGACACACACGCACACAUGUGUUAACCUCUGUGGUGGCAGUCGAUGUUCCUUCCUUGUCCUUUUGCAGCAGAUGGCAGAUCUCAGUGUUGGCUAUUUAUAUCCGAGGCUGAUCUUUCACAGUGUUUUACUUCUGUCUGUAAAUAUGUUCCAGGUACACACGGCAUAGUUCUGAUUGCACCGUGUUUGCAUGUCGGGGGGAUUCAGGGUGAUCGUGGCUGUUUGUCGAGCUUGUGGUUCAAAACAAACCGUGCAGGACAUAAGGAGCUGACAUGUCCGUCCUUCACAGGGAGUUUCCCACCUGAGCCUUCCCUGUGCUCCCCCAGGAGCCAGCACGAGGGAUGGUCCCCGGCCCCCAAGUGCCCAGGCUCAUCCUGGGGGCAGAUGAGGGCUCUGGGGAGCGGGGGAUAGGGAGAGGUGUCACAUUCCAGAGUGUGGGGUGAACAUCCUGCCCCUGAGGUGGUCUGGGGCAGGGAGGGGACCCUGCCCAGCUGGCUGCUGCCUGACAGCCCCUGCACACACCACCAGCACCCUGUGCUCCCUGGGGUGCUGAGCCUGCGAGGGGCAGGGGGGAUAGGCUGCAAGAAGAGGGGGAAUGGGAGCUGGGAUGAAGACUUUGGUGCUCUGAGAGGUUUGAGGAAUGACAAAUCUCCCACAGAAGAACUGUGUGCCUUUGGGUUUGGGGGAGGAAGAUGCUGAGAGCAGAACCCCGGGCUGAUCCUUGGGGUGAGGCUGACCCCAGAGGGAGACCCAAGGGCCUGGGAGCUCUUGUCCUGCCCCACCCCAGCUUGUCCCAGAGCUGGCUGGAGUUGGGUGUGUGGCCAUGCAGUGAGCCCUGGGAUGAGCUGCUGUAAGCCCUGUUCUGUGCUGGGCUGGUGGUGUGGGAGCCAGGGCUGUUGCUUGGAUGGGUCUCUCUGCUUCUGGAGCUAUUUUCUAUUGUUCCUGCUUUGAUAUUUCUGUGGCUGGAUUUAAUGAUGUAUUUUUGGAGUGAAAAAUAUAUUAAUACCUGAAUGGAAUGUUUGUUUACAGAUUAUUUCCUCUUUUUAGUGCAAUAAAGUAAUUUCUAAAACAGA
This is a messenger RNA of Cyanistes caeruleus (blue tit), 3162 nucleotides long. NCBI's taxonomy places the organism in Eukaryota, Metazoa, Chordata, Aves, Passeriformes, Paridae. The record is from RefSeq and is a predicted model, not a curated record.